Molecule: messenger RNA, 2262 nt
Organism: Anopheles funestus (African malaria mosquito)
Lineage: Eukaryota; Metazoa; Arthropoda; Insecta; Diptera; Culicidae
Product: GATA zinc finger domain-containing protein 1-like
Exons: 2
Coding region: 1164-2099 (311 amino acids)
Biological process (GO): chromatin organization
Cellular component (GO): nucleus
Source: RefSeq, a predicted model, not a curated record
GUGUGUGCGAGUGGAAGAAAGCGCACGUGGUUCGUUGUUUGGUUGUUUUGUCUCAACUACCAAUAAUGAAUUUGUACAUUCGGCUCGGUUUAGAAUUUUGGUACAGUAGAACAAUAUGGUAAACAAUAUUGAUACAACCUUUCUACACAAUUUCAGCAACUAUUUUAACAAGAAAACAAACCUACGGGAGAACUUUAAUGUGGAUUACGUGGGGUAAAAGGAAUCGAAGGAACAGGAAAUGAAAACAGGCAGCGUUUAAACAGCGAACAAGCUCUGAAACAUCUCUCUAAACUGCACUGCGAAUGGCAAAGAAUAGUUGAAAUAGGCUUUCCUUUCCCUCCUAUCCCACUUUCACUCUAUCUCUGGGUCGUGUUAUCUGCUUUAGUCACGGCACAGGAAACGAAAUAAAAGCAAAACAAACAAAACAAAACAAAAAACACUAGGGAAAGGCACGGAAAACUCGCAUAUGAACCGUAUAAAAUGCAGGUGGAAACAAAAUAGCAUAGCACAUUACAUAUUUAUCACGCAUUUUCUCAUAAAAACAAAACUUAAAACAAUCGAAAACGAUCGCAAAGGGUCAAAUUAUGAAAGAGGCAGUAGUUUUAAGCGCUGCGUUUGAUGUGCGCUAAAGUUGGCACGGAAAUAUGGAUGAACGGGACGAGCAAAAGGAACAUAACAAUCAAACAAUACGGCCCCCGCAGAGAACACAGAUUACACUCAACAACAAUACCUACGACAGAAACUCAAUACACAAACACACACUCCAUGGGAUAACAUCCAUAUUAGUCGCUUUUCAUAGUUAAAAAUAAAGAAAUCAGAAAAUGAAGCUGUUUAGUAUUGUUUAGGUGUACUAUUUAAUCGUUGAGAAUAUUUAAUCUUCUAUUUUGACUAUUCACGCCAUGUUAUAGAUUUAAUUAUAAUUAUUGCUACGGAAUAAUUUUUCAGCAGUAUAUUUUGUUGUUAACCUUCGAUUUAAAAUUGCUCGAGCAGAUUGGUCGAGUAGUCUGAGCUGUCAAAGUGUUUAUUAGUGUGUGUGUGUGCUACAUCAACAGAAUUUGAAGAAUAUAAACAAAGGAUGCGAUUUGGAUGUAGUACAAAGUGGUUGGUUAAUUUUGCUUAAAUUUAACAGAAAAAGUUAUAAAAUAGGAAGCAUAGCGCUAGAAAUGCCACCGAUGGUGCAACGAUGUAUGGUAUGCGGUACGCAAGAAUCCUCAGAAUGGCACAUUCUGGACGAAGAUUCUGUUUGUUCCGAUUGUCAUGAUGCUCAGUUAAAUCCUACGCCGGAAUCAUUGGACGGCGAAAGAUCUCCCGAACGGACGGUGGCAGAAAACGUAGAACACGAACGUGAUGAGCUAGUUGAACACGAUCUAGAGUCGUCAGCAGAACAUAAGUUGCAUGAUGCACUACCAUGCAUGAUAACUCCGAAGAAAACGGAUGGUAAGAAACUAUCCACCGAUGAACAUCCCGACGUAGAAUUUAGUGCGGAUGUAAACAAUGCAGAGGAGCUGGACGAAAUGCAAGACAGCAUCACGGCCCUUAGUAUGUUUUCACCACGACGAUUGCGACGUCGUGUUUGUCCGGUUCGGGAACCGGUGCGAAGAGAAUCCAAAAAGAAUGGACGUACGUACCAAGGCACGAAAGCCAAAUCACGACGAACGCUCAUGAAAAAGAUGCCAGUAAAAUCUCCGCAAGAGACAGCAUCGACUAAAACCGUUUCGAAGCUGCUGGAUGAUAGCACCUGGUACCAAAUUGGUGACAUUGUUUCGAUGGUCGAUGCAAAGGACAAUACCUACUACGCACAAAUUCGUGGCUUGAUUAUAGACGCAUUCAAUGAGAAGAGUGCGGUUUUGACUUGGCUGCUUCCCACCACGGUCAGUCCACCACCAAACGAAGCGUUCGAUCCAGCUACGUAUCUGGCCGGGCCAGAUGAGGAUGUGCCAAGGCGGCUCGCGUACAUGAAGUUUGUAAUGCACGCUCCCACCAACUACUAUCUGGAUCGCAACAAUCCGUAUCCACGCCCGGAAUGUUAUGGACCUUCGAAUACAAUGCAGUCCGACAAUCGAAACUACGUGUGGACCAGCAUCAACCGUGAUAGGUAAUCGUUUCUAAAGCUAUGAGAUGAGGAAUAUACGUUAUUCAAGUUAUUGAUAUUGAAAUAGUGCAUAAGAUAGCUCAAUUAAACAUUUAAACAUUGAGGGAAAUUUAUUCAAAAUUAGUAGCCGGCAAAAUAUAGUUCACAAACGCGUUCUGUCGCAUAUCGAA